Trypanosoma conorhini is the source of this 2361-nucleotide messenger RNA. RefSeq lists its product as uncharacterized. The transcript has a single exon. NCBI's taxonomy places the organism in Eukaryota, Euglenozoa, Kinetoplastea, Trypanosomatida, Trypanosomatidae. The coding region runs from base 1 to 2361 and encodes 786 amino acids. The record is from RefSeq and is a predicted model, not a curated record.
AUGUUCCGCUGUGUCCGUCGUCUCGGCUCGAAGCCCACGGCAGCGCGCCAUCGGGCGUUACAGGCCGCCAUGAGAACCGUCUCUUACAGCGCACUCGCGCCGAACGGGCAGUCGGCGCACGCCGACGAGGGCAAGGCCCUGCUUGCCAGCAUUUGCCCCGCCUACAAGACGACCGCCCUUGCGCAGCUGCUGCAGAAGUCGCUCCCCUCAACCGCCAACGUCCUGACGAUCGACGGCACCGCCGGAGACGCCAGCAGCAGCGCCGCUUCCGUUCUGCGCUUCGUCAUCACAUGUGACGAGGAAGUUUCUAAGCUGCAGCGCAACCCUGAACAUUCGCACCCAUUGCUUGUGCUUGUGCAGACCUCACUGGAUAAGGACGAUGCUGAAGCAAAUGAGUUUGUCCUCUCCACUGCCCUGCAGCAGCGGGAUCGCUUUAAAAGUGCCACCGCCGUCGUGCUGGACGUCAAGCAGUCGGCCGUCGCCAAGUCAAUUUUAAAGAGUCUUCGCGGGAAGAGGCUGGAGGCAAAGAAGGAAGAAGAGGCGGCGGAGGUGCCGGCGGGUGCCACCCCCAGCGCUGUCGCCAACGCAGCGGUGGGGGAUCAACGGGAGGCCGCCGCGGUGGAUGGCAGUGAGCGGGGGACUGAGCGGCAGUCGCCGGAGGUAAAAGCUGCGGCGAAGACUUCACCUCCCAAGAAGAGCUCAGCGACGACACCAACAACAGCAACAACAACAACGAGUGAGCCAAAGUUAUCUGCUUCUGGGAAGAAGGGUGCGAAAAGUACGAAGGUGGGCGAUAAAACAAAUGCAGACGGAUCUCGCUCGCUCUCCUACACACCACCCCCUGGGGUUGCCAAGGGACGAUUCACCUCCGUCCCGUCUACCCGAAAGGACACACGGGAGUCAUUGCAGCAAAUGUUUCGAUCGUCGUUGGCAGCACCGUUUCAGCCUCCAAAGCAAGUGGAGAGGGCCCUUUUCUCCGGCUACGUUGACAAAGUGCGAAUUGCCGAUAUGAUGAACCUUCCCGUGUACGGUAGUGGGGAGGUGUACGCUUUGUAUUAUAGACUGACCGGUGCGGGGGCUUGCCGCACGCCACUGAUCACUAUUACACAAAUUUUUGAAGAGGAGUGUCGACGGAAGGGAGGCAAAAAAACGAAAAACAUGGAAGCUCUUACCACACCUCGUGUGCCAGUCUUGCUCCUUCUUGGUGCCUCCUUUCUUAUCGCGGAGGACGCAGCGCUUAUGCGCCAGGAGUAUCAAAAGACACUUGAGCAGUCUCUUUCACCGCUGGCCGAUGUUGCCGUGGUGGUUGUACCCACUUGCUUUACCGAGAAGAAUGUGCUCUUUGCGCUUCGCAGCGCAAGCAUAGAAGCUGCUGGGGAGGCUAGCCAGGAGCAGCAAGGCUACAAAGAAGUACACGAAGAGGGGGGCAAGGUUGUGCCUCCCUCAACUUUGCGCCGUCGUGGUCAAGACGCCGGGCAACUUGCCUCGGAGUCCCUUUCGGAAAAUGUGCUACGCUCGGUUGUGGCCAACGCCCUGGAGGAGGUGGCGCUGCGGCAUGAAAAGUCCACCGACCAUCUCGUGAGUACCCUGAACAAACUUGUGGAGUACUGGUCGCGGGAGCGUGUGAUAGAGCUUAUGGAAGGGCUUCAGAGUGAGAGGGAAGCCCUCAUAGAUGCCACAAAGGAGUUUGAGCAUGUUCAGCGGCAGCUGCGCCACACGCAAGAAGUGAUGGAGGCACUUCGAACAGAGGUGAAGAGUAUAGGGGACAAAAUAGAGCAGCGGCCGACUGCGGACGCUGGCGCCGCGUCCGGCGACAUGUAUGACCUCGUGGACUGUACCCGACGGUUGGAGGAGCGUCUAGCGGAGUAUGUGAGUGCCUUGCCUUCCAAGGAGCAGUUUUCCCUCGAUGUGCGAGAGGAUUUGGAGGACGUGCAGAAAACACUGCUACGCCAGCUCGACCAGACCUUGUCAAAAAAGCUGAAGAUUAUGCAUGAGGAUCAGCAACGCGGCCUGCAGCAGCUACUUGAAGGAAGCUCAAGCGGUAACGAGGGGGGGCAGCAACUCACGCAACGUGUCCUUCAGGAACUUCCAGAGCGUAUUGAGAGUGCGAUGGAGAAGGCCUUGAAAUCCUUCAGCCAGGAUUCGGACGAACGGACCAGGAGUGUGCUGGAGCGCCAGCAGGAGGUGGCACACUCACAGCUCUCCGCUUUCUGCGAUAGGCUGUGCCAGACCGUUGAGGCAGGGCAGGGACGCGUUGAGCGCGUUGUCUCGGAGCUGAUGUCCACGAAAUCGGACGGUAAUGACACCGCCAGGGCUGAGCAAAGCAAGCCGCCAGAGUUGGACGACGCAAUGACGCGAUAG